Molecule: messenger RNA, 640 nt
Organism: Juglans microcarpa x Juglans regia
Lineage: Eukaryota; Viridiplantae; Streptophyta; Magnoliopsida; Fagales; Juglandaceae
Exons: 2
Coding region: 69-515 (148 amino acids)
Source: RefSeq, a predicted model, not a curated record
GUAGAGGAAAUUGAGUGGCCUGGAAAACAAAAAGGUAGCAGCAUAUCAAGAUCGAGAUCAGAUCAGGGAUGGGUGUGGUAGAGGCAUCAAAGGGUGUAGUUGGGGAUAUAAGGAGGAGGUUUGGAGGAAUAAAGGAGAGGGUGCUAGAGAAAAUGGCGGCCGCUGCAGUUCCAGCUGAUGCUUUGGACAACGCACGCCACUUGUUGGAGACGACAGUUAGGGAUGUCACAGUGGCGGCUCAGGGCCUCACCAAGGAUGCCUUGCACCGCGUAAAGACACAGCUUGUCGAUGUUCUGCCCUCCCUGUCCCCGGCCAUCACCACUAAGAUGGUGGAUGAGGCAGACAAAGAAGCAAAUAGAGAUGAGAAUGCAGAGUCUGAAAGGGGAGAGGAAGAAAGUAAUGAUCAUGAUCAACCACCAAGACAGGACGACGACGACGAUAGUACUCAUGGCAAGGCCCCAUUCAUUUCACCUGCGUCCUCUUUGUUUCUUAACAUACCAUUAUCUAGACUAUGAAUGAUCAGCAUUAUUAAGUUAACGAGCAUUGUCCAAGUUGACUCAGCCAAGCUGAGGAGCAACUUUUCUCUACUUUUUUCCCUGCAACUAAUAUUAAUGGAAAGGAAAAUGCUCAUUUUCUCAUA